CAGCCCCGCCGAAACCCGCCGCUCUCGCGAGUUCAGCGGCCUCGCGGGCCUUUUCUCGCGGGUCGGGUUUCCGGGCGGGUCGGUUGUGGAGGAACGCGUCGUAGGCCUAGCUCCCGAGACGCGGAAGUGGACGGGCGCGAGCGGCGAUGGCCGGGCAGCACCUCCCGGUGCCCCGGCUCGAGGGUGUUUCGCAGGAGCACUUCGUGCAGCACCUCUACCCACAGAGGAAACCUGUAGUGUUGGAAGGAAUUGAUUUGGGGACAUGCACAAGCAAAUGGACGGUGGAGUACCUAAGUCAAGUUGGAGGGAGGAAAGAAGUGAAGAUUCAUGUUGCUGCAGUUCCCCAGAUGGACUUCAUUAGUAAGAACUUUGUAUAUAGAACUUUACCUUUUGACAAGUUGGUUCAGAGGGCAGCUGAAGAAAAGCAUAAAGAAUUCUUUAUUUCAGAGGAUGAAAAGUACUACUUACGGUCACUUGGGGAAGACCCUAGAAAGGAUGUUGCAGAUAUCAGAAAGCAGUUUCCUUUAUUGGAAGAAGAUAUUAAGUUUCCAAAAUUCUUCAAAGAGGAGCAGUUCUUUUCCAGUGUUUUUCGAAUUAGCUCACCGGGAUUACAACUUUGGACCCACUAUGAUGUAAUGGAUAAUUUCCUAAUACAAGUGACAGGAAAAAAGCGUGUUGUACUGUUCAGUCCUCGAGAUGCCCAGUAUUUAUAUUUAUCAGGUACUAAAUCAGAAGUACUGAAUAUAGAUGACCCAGACUUAGCUAAGUAUCCACUGUUCUCCAAGGCUAGAAGGUAUGAAUGUUCCCUUAAUGCUGGAGAUGUAUUAUUCAUUCCUGCUUUAUGGUUCCAUAAUGUAAUUUCUGAAGAGUUUGGAGUGGGAGUGAAUGUCUUUUGGAAACACCUUCCGUCUGAAUGCUAUGAUAAGACAGAUACCUAUGGAAACAAAGAUCUCACAGCAGCAUCAAGAGCUGCACAAAUUUUGGACAGAGCCUUAAAAACACUGGCUGAAUUACCAGAGGAGUACAGGGACUUCUAUGCACGGCGAAUGGUCUUACACAUUCAAGACAGAGCCUAUAGCAAAAACUUUGAGUAAAUAAUGAAGUGAAUGCAAUGAAUAUAAACUUUUAAAUACGGUUCAGCUCAAAUAUUAGAAAAAUAUAACAAAUUAUAUUUAGAUUUUUUGUUAAAAGAGGAAAGGUAAAUCAAUUUCAGAUUUGCAUAUUAAAUAAGUACAAAGGAG
Messenger RNA from Myotis myotis, 1241 nucleotides. It is a transcript of the gene TYW5, whose product is annotated as tRNA-yW synthesizing protein 5. The transcript is spliced from 8 exons. NCBI's taxonomy places the organism in Eukaryota, Metazoa, Chordata, Mammalia, Chiroptera, Vespertilionidae. Gene Ontology annotation, biological process: wybutosine biosynthetic process. Bases 147 to 1094 code for a protein of 315 amino acids. The record is from RefSeq and is a predicted model, not a curated record. Gene Ontology annotation, molecular function: 2-oxoglutarate-dependent dioxygenase activity; tRNA binding.